Messenger RNA from Colletotrichum siamense, 360 nucleotides. RefSeq lists its product as uncharacterized. Bases 1 to 360 code for a protein of 119 amino acids. The record is from RefSeq and is a predicted model, not a curated record. The transcript has 2 exons. Lineage: Eukaryota; Fungi; Ascomycota; Sordariomycetes; Glomerellales; Glomerellaceae.
AUGGCACCUGAAACAGCGGCACCCGACGAGUUCCAACUCUUUGACCUUCGGGUCGAAGUUGUUUGUCCGCCAGGCAAGCGAAUCAUGUGUGGGGCAAAGGAGGGCGACCAUUUUACCCUGAAAGGCGAGAUGUUGUACCUGCCUCCGGAUCAAGGAAUCAGCAUAUACAGCUUAGCAUCCGUACUGCCACUUCUCGCGGCCAAGCAGAGAGUCACCCACAAACAUGACUGGAUGACCAGCGACGCCUUGAUUGCUUGCCCUGAUCCAUGCUGCCCCUCUCAGCUAAAGAUCAUCCGAGAGGGAAUCCGAACUUUCCGUCAUUCUGAGACAACGGCUGUGCCCUUGACGGGAAAUUCAUGA